Molecule: messenger RNA, 615 nt
Organism: Sphenostylis stenocarpa
Lineage: Eukaryota; Viridiplantae; Streptophyta; Magnoliopsida; Fabales; Fabaceae
Source: the annotation of a GenBank genome assembly
AUGACUAGAAGACGUUCCUUUGCCAGGGUGCCUUUGAAAGGUGGCUGGAAGGUUGUCUCUUGCGACCCAAGAUAUGUAACAUUGGUAGCCACUAUUUCAUGGUAUGGAAGUUGUAAUCAGGAGAAAGUCCAACAAAGAGAACUUGAGGCGAAUACAGAAAACCUUACACAAAUGGGGUUUUUGGACAGUCUUCCACAUCUUUUCACUUCUUGUACCAAACCAAAGGAGAAACUUGUGCCCAAAAAGACAGUUAAUCUCAGGGUGAAGAUGGACUGUGAAGGUUGUGCUCGAAAGGUUAAACAUGCAGUGGAAGACUUGGAAGGAGUGGAAUCGAUCGAUGUGAACCGAAAGCUACAGAGGGUAACUGUGACAGGUAAUGUGGAUCCGGAGGAGGUUCUAGAAGAAGUGAGGAGCACAGGAAAGAAUGCUGACAUUUGGCCAUUUGUUCCCUACAAUUUAGUGGCGUUUCCUUAUGUCAAAGGGGCUUAUGACAUCAAGGCUCCUUCCGGUUUCGUCAGAAAUGUCCCUGAUGCUAUGGCUGACCCUAAAUCUCCUGAGAUGAAACUUAUGAGACUCUUUGAUGAUGAUAACCCAGAUGCAUGUUCUAUCAUGUAA